This is a messenger RNA of Solea solea (common sole), 2048 nucleotides long. RefSeq names its product mitogen-activated protein kinase kinase kinase 8 (gene map3k8). Lineage: Eukaryota; Metazoa; Chordata; Actinopteri; Pleuronectiformes; Soleidae. Gene Ontology annotation, biological process: protein phosphorylation. The transcript is spliced from 8 exons. Gene Ontology annotation, molecular function: protein kinase activity; ATP binding. The coding region runs from base 181 to 1599 and encodes 472 amino acids. The record is from RefSeq and is a predicted model, not a curated record.
GCUGCUGCUGUUGCGGCGCUUCACUUCCCGUGUUUACUUCCUUUUUAAAGCAGUUUUCGUGUCUUUGUCCCUCAGACAGAGACAGACAGUCGGUGCUGGAUGCUGGAGACACACGAUGAAGAGACAAGAGUCCCGUUAACCUCCUGAUUAUUGAUUGAGCAGAAGAGGUCACGCAUCAAGAUGGAUUACAAAUACAAAAAUGGAAUAGAAAUGCUCUUGGCUCACAUGAGUAUCGAGGACUUCAUCACUGCUGCAGAGACUCUGUAUAAGCUCGAGGAGGAGGAGGAGGAGGAGGAGGAGGAAGGAGGCUUAUCUUUUGUAGAGGAAGGUCUCUCGCAGGAGGAGAUGGAUGAGAAUGAGGAGGCAGGGGGGUCUGUGAGCUCGGCCUCUGAGUAUAAGGAUUCUUCUGAAGGAGCUGGUGGUGUGCGGUACGGGACAGUCACGGACCUCCUGUCCUUUGUCAACCUGCUGUCCAACAUGCAGACGGCAGCCCUGCAGCACCUGCCUCAGGAGAUGGGCGUCCUGUUGAGUAAGAAGGACAUGGCUGUAAAAAAAGGCCGCUACCAGAUCAACAUGGACGUGCUGCUGUUCCCAUGGAAACUGACCUACAAGAGUCGUGGGUCUGGCCUCGUGCCCAAGGGCUCGUUUGGGAAAGUCCACUUGGCUCAGGACACCACCACCAGGAAGAGAAUGGCAUGCAAACUGAUCCCCAUGGAGCACUUCAAAGCGGCUGAUGUAGAGUUCCAGGCUCGGUUCCGUCAUGAGAACAUUGCCGAGCUCUACGGCGCCCUCCUGUGGGACCAAAGCGUCCAUCUGUUCAUGGAGGCCGGAGAGGGCGGCUCUGUGCUGGAGAAGCUGGACAGCUGUGGACCCAUGAGGGAGUUCGAGAUCAUCUGGGUGACCAAGCAGGUCCUGCGCGGCCUGGAAUACUUGCACUCGCAUAACGUCAUCCACCACGACAUCAAACCCAGUAACAUCGUCCUGAUGUCAAACAAAGCAGUGCUGGUGGAUUUUGGCCUGACAGUGCAGAUGACGGAGGAUAUUUACAUUCCCAGAGACCUGAGAGGAACAGAGAUGUAUAUGAGUCCAGAGGUGGUUCUGUGUCGAGGUCAUGACACAAAGACAGACAUCUACAGCCUGGGCACCACCAUCAUUCACAUGCAGACUGGCAGCCCGCCCUGGGUCCGCAGAUACCCUCGCACCGCCUACCCGUCCUACCUCUACAUUAUACACAAGCAGGCACCACCUAUGGAGGACAUAGCAGAGGAGUGCACCCUGGCCAUGCGUUCCUUCCUGAUGCGAGCCCUGGAGAGGAACCCGGCUCUGCGGAGCACGGCGUCGGAGCUGCUGAAGGACGGGGCCAUCAACCCGUCCAGGGAAGAUCAGCCACGCUGCUGGAGCCUCGACUCAGCAAUGGAAGAAGCUAACCACAUCAUUUUACGCCAACAAAGUCAGCACCACGACACCACACAGGAAUUAUCUCUGUACUCCGAGGACUCUGGCCACAUGAGAAGAAAGGGCUCCUUGUACAUUGACCUGGGGGCUUUGUCAGGUUACUGUAAACUGGUGACGGGGCCUCCUGCUGCAGAAUAUGGCUAAUAUAAAUAUGACUGCAUAUGUCAUAUAUAUAUAUACAAGUGAUCAUUUACUUUCUGUCUGCUUUAUUAGUCUGACGCUGGCUCUUUAUUGUUCAGGAUUGACAGUAGUGGACAGCCGCAGGCGACACCGUUCACUGACAGAAUGAAAACGUUUACAAAGGUCAGGACAUCUUAUAGUUAAUGUUUGCAGUUCAGCCUGAAAUGGACAACACUGCUGGACAGAUGUUGAAUGAGAUCCAUUGUAAUUAAUAUAUAUAUAUAGUUUUGUUUUCUGUUCUCUAUCCUAUUCUCUCAGUAUUCACCAGUAUGAUAUGUAGUUCUUUUUGGACUUCCUCUUGUUUAUUCCUGUGGAAUAUCAACGACGUCAUCUUGCUAUGCAAAUAAGCUUCUACAGAAUGAAUGAUUUAAACUGUGUCUGUCAGUAUGCAAUAAAAUCAUUGUUUCAUUGUC